Messenger RNA from Solea solea (common sole), 1487 nucleotides. It is a transcript of the gene nus1, whose product is annotated as NUS1 dehydrodolichyl diphosphate synthase subunit. The coding region runs from base 170 to 1042 and encodes 290 amino acids. The record is from RefSeq and is a predicted model, not a curated record. Lineage: Eukaryota; Metazoa; Chordata; Actinopteri; Pleuronectiformes; Soleidae. The transcript has 5 exons. Gene Ontology annotation, cellular component: dehydrodolichyl diphosphate synthase complex; endoplasmic reticulum membrane. Gene Ontology annotation, molecular function: ditrans,polycis-polyprenyl diphosphate synthase [(2E,6E)-farnesyl diphosphate specific] activity.
GUUCACAGGUCAGAGGUUGCUAAUGCGAGGGGAAGAUGGCGGUCGGCAGAGUGAGCCGUUGGCACCACUGAAUCACAUUUAGCAAACGGACAGUGUUGGCGACUCGGCGCCUCUGGUGCUCAUUUCACCGCUGUCUGGUAAGACUUUGGCGUGCAAUUCCUUCGGGGUAAUGGCGCUGAUGUGCGGCAUGUUAUGGCGGCUCUUGCUAGUUUUGGUCCACGUCAACAGAGCCCUUGUUUCCUGGCUCCGUGUCCGGCUUCGGAGCUGGAAGGGCCGGAUGUGGGAGCGGGCGGUGGCUGCGCUGCUGCUGCCGGUCGCCCUUGCUGGCUUCCCGGACCACCAGAGGAAGUUGAAUCGCAACACCGGUGCGAACGCUAACACGCUACCCGGCAGCGGCACUUCCACUCACCGCUCUCGAUGUCUGUCCGACGGCAGAUCUCUAGAGAAGCUGCCGGUCCACAUCGGCCUUUUGGUGGCGGAAGAAGAGCCGAGCUACUCUGACAUAGCCAACCUGGUGGUGUGGUGUGUGGCUGUGGGAAUAUCUUAUGUCAGCGUUUAUGACAAUCACGGUAUUUUUCAAAAGAACAACUCCCGCCUGCUAGAGGAGAUAGAGAGGAGGCAGCAGAAAUUUCUUGGUGGAGAUGGAUCUAAGCACAAUGUGGAGUUCCUGAGCAAUGGCACUGACAAACACCACAAUGUGGUGUCCUGCAGGCCGACAGUGAAGGUGUUGUCUCCAGAGGACGGGAAGCAGAGCAUCGUCCAGGCAGCGCAGCAGCUCUGUCGCUCUGUGGAGAGCAAAGAGAGGAGCUCCAAAGACAUCAGCGUCACCAUGCUGGAUAUACUGCUCAGAGAGUCAAAGAAUAUUCCUGACCCUGAGCUUGUGGUGAAGUUUGGUUCCGUGAACAGCACGCUGGGCUUCCUCCCCUGGCACAUCAGACUCACUGAAUUCAUCUCCCUGCCCUCCCACAGAAACUUGUCCUAUGAGGACUUGUUGGGGGCCCUUCAGCGGUACAGUGCCUGUCAGCAGCGGCUCGGCCAGUGACCUUCUUCAGGUCAACAGUCAGGGGAGAGUGUGGACAGGACCUUGCUGUGUCCUUCACUGGCCCUGUCCCCAUAUCCUGGAUCUCUAACAGACUAAAGGCGAGGAAGCCAGAACGGCCAGCAGCUCACUUCCUGUCAUCAGUUCUGGAAUUCUAACAAAGUGAAAUUUCCAGGACUCGUAGAACAUGUUCUCUGACAGAGAGAGAUACAAACCCGGCUCUGUCCUCUCACAGACUCUGUCAUUCAGUCUCCAGCUGCUGUGAAAAAUGACUUGCAUUCUUCACUCAGCAGACAACAAAGAAGAAAAAGAGAGGCUUUGUGCCAUCCUGGGAAAUACAGCUGCAUUUUAGGGAGAAGUUCAACUAGCAGCACCACAGGAGUUGAGAUUAGGGACAUAGUGGUUACUCAUGUGUAAAUAAGACAAAUAAAUGUGAUCUGUGUUUGUU